Molecule: messenger RNA, 372 nt
Organism: Aspergillus calidoustus
Lineage: Eukaryota; Fungi; Ascomycota; Eurotiomycetes; Eurotiales; Aspergillaceae
Source: the annotation of a GenBank genome assembly
AUGGCCGCCGCCGUCGCCCACAAGGAGCGACAAUUCCUUGCCGUCAUCGGAGAUGAAGACUCCGUGACGGGUCUUCUCCUCGCAGGAAUCGGGCACGUCACAGAACCCCCAGAGUCUCAACGGAACUUCCUUGUUGUCGACGCAAAGACCGAGACUUCUACAAUCGAGAAAGCGUUUCAGAACUUCACACAGGAGCGCAACGACAUCGCCGUCAUCCUAAUCAACCAACAUAUCGCAGAACGCAUCCGACACGUUGUCGACUCCUACUCCGAAGCUUUCCCCGCCGUACUCGAGAUUCCGAGCAAGGACCACCCAUACGAUCCCGAGAAGGACAGUGUAUUGAAGCGUGUGCGCCGGUUAUUCGGAGAAUAG